This is a messenger RNA of Amoebophrya sp. A25, 984 nucleotides long. NCBI's taxonomy places the organism in Eukaryota, Dinophyceae, Syndiniales, Amoebophryaceae. The record is from the annotation of a GenBank genome assembly.
GUCUUUACAUCGUUCACAGUCCGCCAUGUUUUUCGACACAAAGUGAAAGCCUUCUGGAGUUCUCUGUUGCAUUUCUGGCCAUCCGGUCACACUGAGCCGUUGAGAUCCAGAAAUGUUCAUACUCCAUCCUGCUCUGCCUCAUCAAGGGCUGCAACACGGACUACUAUCCACACGAAAACACAUCAUGCGGUAGGAAGAGGAACGAGGGGUACGCCAUCUUCUCUCGCGGUUCGUUUUCUCCCACCUGCUCUACUACUCGAGCGCUCUUCACCCAGUGGAGAAGGGACCUGGGAGCAACGCACCAUUGAGAUUGCCGACUGUUUAUCACGUAUUCGCAAGGAGCAAGAUCAGAAACAUUAAGGCUUUGUUUGUUGUUGCGCUUGAGUAAAGGAAGCCACACGACGAGAUGUCAAGUAGUCGAGCAAUUGUGUCAAUAGCAGAAUGAUCAGAGUACAGUUAAUCGGGUGAACCUGACGAGGCUGCGACUCAUUCUGAUUUUAUUUGAAAUGACGACUAUGCUUGUAGAGAUGAAGGUAUUUGUUUUUAUUCUUGGGAGUCGCAGUCCUCUAAGAGCGUGUCCGCAUUGUUUGGAGUACUCCUGUUCGUUCGUAUCAUUCAGAAGGUGUCCCAUGGGCGUACUUCUUCCGACAGAGCUUCUGGCGGUUCGUUUUGCAUCAUUACACUUCGGCGCCAGUGAUAGCCAUUCUAGAUGACGACGCCUGUCUGAUCGCGCCAGUGUCUGCACCACAGUUUUUCACUGAACAAGUCAAGCCUGGCGGUCGCAGGAAUGAUGGUCAUCGAUGUUUUCCGGAAGAACACGUACAGGGUCUGCAAUUGCGAGUGCGCGCGGUGACGCCACAUCAUGCGGCGUGGUCAUUUCGAGGCGGGACAGAGCGGAUAUUCGGUCAAAUGGUGUUCGUAUUCAUGACGGAUCUGCCGUUGCUUGUUUGGCGUCAAGGCAUGGUGGAAUUCGAAGCUUUCCUG